Gadus morhua (Atlantic cod) is the source of this 2294-nucleotide messenger RNA. RefSeq lists its product as uncharacterized. The transcript is spliced from 8 exons. Lineage: Eukaryota; Metazoa; Chordata; Actinopteri; Gadiformes; Gadidae. The coding region runs from base 493 to 846 and encodes 117 amino acids. The record is from RefSeq and is a predicted model, not a curated record.
AGCAUGGGAGACCAGGUCAGCCAGCGAGGAGAGGAAGCAGCAGCGCAAGAAGGACAAGGGGCCCACAGGAUGCUGGGAGCCCUGGAGAACCCAAGACGGCGCCGAGGACCCAUGUGGAGACACCUGCCCCCUCAGGCAACAGGAGUAGAGGGCCUCCGGGAAGGAAGGUUGACUCCUCCACCAAUGGAGGAGGAGGAGGAGGUGUUGGAGGAGGACGGCUGGAUCUCGGGUCCAAGCCGCCGGGUCCGUCGGCCAGCGGGGGGGAGAGGGAGAAGUGGAGCUCCAGGGUACAGCGGCAGCGAGCCCAGCCGGAGCCCAAGCUCUGGGCUCAGGACAAGCCAGUGACACGGAGCAGUGUGGAAAGCAGAACCAGUACUGGCGUUAAACCCACAACCCUGCAGGAAGUGAAGGCCUGCAGAGCACGCAUCACUUCCUGUUACCCUCCAGUGGGACAUCCAACCUGAUGAUGAGUGGUGUGGUUUGAACGGCGUGAUGGCUGGCGACGCAGGCUCGGACUGGAGCGCCCCUCUGGUGCACUGGGGCCACUACGAAGGGCCUUGCUCUCCGGUACCGCUCAAGGGCCCCUCACCCAAAGAGGUGUCGUUCGAGGAGAAGGUGGCGGAGGACUCCGUAGGUGGGACCAAAUCCACCAAGAGGAAGAAGAAAAAGAAUAAGACUGUGGAUGAAGGCGCAGCCACUGUGGCCCUGCUUGGUGGUACGAUUCCCAGAGCUCAAGAGGCCCCAGCUGUUACUUCCAACAAGCAGUCUGCUAAACGACCAGACUCUGAGAAGAAGUCUGAGCAGAGGACAGAGCGUCUGAAGCCAGGCCAGAAGAAACAUGCUUGAAGAGACAAACCCAGAUCCAGGUCAGCAGCGUGAAGCACAUGCAUCUGCUUGAAUGAGUGCUUUGAUGAGACGUCUCCCGGCUGCAGCAGGUCUUGCUUCCCUCUCAGACGCAUUAUUGCACCUUUGAUCGAAGAGGAAGGAAGGGGAGAAGAAGGGGAGACGACCUGCCGCUGGAUCGUUCGCGCGGCGGACGUGAACCUGACACGGUUUGGCCUGUACCAUUCUUCGAUCUUGAGACAAGGGGACAUGCAAGGGAAUUAUUAGUAUCCCAUUAUUAGUACAUUUGUAUCUAUGUUGUUGUUUUUAUGUAUUAUGUGUGUCUUUAUGUACACACCGGAUUACAGCAAAGGAAGGAAAGGUUAAACCUGGUAAUGUUGCACUUUUAACAUUGAUCCGGUUCUUUUUUAUGUUGUAUUUUUAGGGUGUAUUAUUGCGGUUCCAGGAUUUAUACAAUGGCAUUUGAUAACCUCCAUUUGCUUUAUAUUAAUAUCCACCACUGGGGGGCACUGUCGCUCUUUAAUAGUUGUAACUAAAGCUCGCUAAUAUGAGGUAGCGCUAUGGGCUGGCCUUCUGGUCAAUGAUAUCUAACUUGAAAUUCCACACUAUGAAUUUAUCAGACUUUUUCCGUACAUGGGCUACAUAAUUCUCGUCUCUUCCGAUCUCUGCGCCUUGCCAUAGUUUAAGGGCUGUUUCUAAUUAUCUUGUAAUUGCACUGUGGAAAAGGCUAUUCUGAGUUGGGUUCUUUCUUUGUGGUUUGUAUUUUUUCAGAGAUUGUCUUGUAGAAUAUGAUAACAUGAAAAUCCUGACUUAACUUGUCCGCAAUCUGUGGAAAAGAAAUGGAACAUUCAUCUGAGGCAGAAAAGGAUUAUUGGCAUGAAUCUAUACAUCAAUAUUAUUAGGAAAUGCAGGAAGAGGCUGCAUACUUGGCAGCUAAAUAUCUUCAACAUUGUUUUGUAACCGUUUAUAUAUAUAAAAAUAUACAGAGCAAUGCAUUUAUAUGGCCUUAAACUGUAGUCAUAUAGGAUGGGAGCUGACUUUUUUGUUUCAGUCUGUGACUUUCAAAACGUCAGAUGAAUCUCAGUGUACAUUGUCUUUGAUAAUUGUGUGUGUUAAUUGAAUGUGAUUAGCAGGUCAGUCUAAUUAAGCGUUUUUUAGUCUUUGGAGAGCUGUAUUGCUUCAAGCUGUUGAUUGGCUAGUGGUGGUACAGUACCUUGACAUGUUUAUUUUUGUUGACAAGGCUGUUGUCAAGGAGACGGGUAUGGAAUCAAAGAAACCCUAUUUGAUCUUUGCUAUUGUGAUGAAUUAAUUAUUUAAUGAGCAUAUUUAUAUGAUUGUCUUUAAAUAAUUUUGAGAUUGAUUUAGUCUUUUGGAGGAAUAUAAUUGAAAUGUCUGUUUUGGUCGGUUUUAGAAAAAUUAAAUUAAAUAAAUUAUUAAUUAAUGUUUCAAAA